UAUAGUAGAAGGGGAAAAUGUGGUACAUUUUUUUUAAUUAUCAGUUUUAUAACAUCCAAUAAAAACUACGAGUGAUUCGCGACUCGCGAGCGUCAUCAUCGUGUGGUUUUGAGGGUGCCCUUUAAGACUCGUGUCAAUAAUUAAAUCAUCAACAAAAACAACAGGAAAAUGUGUCUUAUAUAAGAAAAUCACAAUAUUUCCCAAUUUUGCGUCCUUUUGAGGUUAAAGUCCGAUUUUCUCGAAUUUUUUAGGCAAAUGAAGAUGAAAGUGCAAAUUAACAAGGCUCUUGUGCCUAUGAAGGCCCAUUAUUUUCUGUUUAAUGCAGGUACUGGGCCAGUAGUACCUUACCUCACAGUAUAUGCAAGACAAUUAGGGUUUUCUAGUGUAGUUGUAGGAUUGGUUUACACAAUCCUUCCAGUAUGUGGAAUGAUUGCCAAACCCGUCUUUGGGGCCAUAGCUGAUAGAUUUAAAUGCCAAAAAAUCCUCUUUUUAAUAGCGCAGCUUCUUACCGCAGCAGCAUUUUUAGCAUUAUUUUUUAGUACAAGGUCGCCGCUAGAGGCACAAGUUUCAUUAAAUUGUGCACAUAAUCAGUUAACUAUCCAGAAUCUAGAUGAUACAACAGUAGAUAGUAAAUUAUUGGCAAAAAUUCAGAGUAAACAACAAUCUACCACUUGUGAGCUUACAUGCCAAAUGACAGCAAAAGAUCUAACCACUUUAUGUCAUGAGUGGAAACUUAUGCAAUAUUGUGAUAAAAGUUCAGAUGACCUUGUUCCUCGCUUAGUUUAUUUUUCUUCCCAAGUGCCUUUACACCAAACCAUUUUUUUAAGAAAGCAAUUCAAUGUUGCUAAAAAUGUUUCCGAGGGCAAUAUUGGCUUCAAAGUAGAAUCCAUACGACAGAAUGAACAGGUGCUAAGUCCAAAUUGUUCUGGUUCAACGACUUUAAAAAGUACUUGUAACAUGGGAUGUAAUGAUACAGAUGUUAAUGCUUUACUGCUUAACGCUGAGAUUCCUGAUAAUGUUUUAUAUGGUACCUACCAAUUUUGGGCCUUCCUCCUUCUGAUGAUCACUGCCUGGGUUGGUCAAGCUAUAGCUGUCAGUAUAGGUGAUACAAUUUGUUUUGAAAUGCUAGGUGAUAAACCAAAUAGAUAUGGUUACCAAAGGAUGUUCGGUGCUCUCGGUUGGGGUAUUUUAUCACUUUUAACGGGAGUUCUAGUGGACGUAAUUAGCAGGGAUAAUGCUACUACAGAUUACUCCAUUUGUUUCUAUUUGUCCACUGCAUUUUUGUUGUUGGAUUUUAUUGCAUCCACUCAAUUAAAGUAUACACAAACAAAGCUGUCGACAAACAUCAUAAAAGAUAUCGGAAAACUACUCUUGAACAUCCGCAUCAUCGUAUUCUUAGUAUGGUGUAUAUGUGUCGGUAUGUGUACCGGCCUGAUUUGGCAAUUCUUACUCUGGCUGGUCGAGGACUUGGCAAACGCACGUGGCGAAACACGAAUUAAAACUCUACAGGGCGUAAUUAUGGGUGUACAAUGCUUAGGGGGCGAACUGCCUUUCUUUUUCCUGUCUGGAAAGAUAUUAAAGAAAAUCGGCCAUAUAAACGCCAUGACUUUAGUGCUGUUCGGAUUAGGCAUUAGAUUUAUACUGUACUCGGUUAUAGUGAAUCCAUGGUGGUUUAUUCCGAUAGAGUUUAGCAACGGGUUGACUUUUGGGAUAUUUUACGCAUGUAUGGCUUCGUAUGCGAGUAUUGCUGCACCCACUGGAACUGAGGCUACUAUGCAGGGUUUAGUAGGAGCAGUCUUUGAAGGUGUAGGAGUAUCAUUAGGCAGUUUAUUAGCCGGUUGGGCCAUGAGCAACGUGUCGGGAGCGAUGACAUUUAGAUUCUUUGGUUUAGGCGCAUUAGCAGCGGCUGGAAUCCACAUAAUCGUUCAGAUAUUGCUCAGGACAUCGGGAAGGCAAGAUGCUUCCCCGGUGGUGGAACGUAAAAAUUCUUUUGAAAAGGUCCGCCUCGAAGAUCAACAGGAAUUAACCAUCGCAGAACCACUUAUAUUAAGAUAAUAUUUGUAACAUGGAAAUUAGCGUGAGUUUUUGAAGGUUUCCAAAAUAACUUAUUUAGAAAAUACUUAAUGGGGGGUGCAGAAGGUUUCGGCUGAUGAAAACGGCUAAUUAGGGUAGAGGCAGUUUCGUUCAUCAAGUUAUCAUUGGUGUAGGCUUAAACGCGGUUGAAACUGCACCAAAAUUUUGACUUUUUGAAGUAAUUUAAAGUUUGGCACACCGGAAAGUAUUAAUAUUUCUUGUGGAUUACCUUAUUGGGCUAUUAAAAUAUGGGAAAAAAAUAUUUUACUAUAAAUGUUCACGUAUUUGGAUUGCGAAAAAAGACGGUCUAGUGCUAAAGCUUUUUGCUCGCAGCAACAUUUUAACAUUAAAAAAAAACUAGUAUUUACCGUACUAGAUGAUUUUCCUUUUGUAAUCCAAAUACUAUUAGGUCAAUUAUUAUUUGCUCUCGAAAUAGAAAAUAGUUUGGUAGUAGCAUUUUCGUAGUUAUGUAGACCAUAGGUGAGAAAUUUUGCAUUGGUUAUUUAUACAGGAUUAUUGAUCUAUAGAAAAAAAUAUUCACGACAUACAACAUUUUAAGACACACUUAACAGCACUUUAACUAAAGGCAGUGCAAAAUAUGGCUAGUGUUUUAAUUUAAUUAAGGAAGAACAACCAUGUUCAUAAGUAAUAUAUUUACCCUCUCCAAAUUCAGAGGUUCUCUUUCAAGUUGAUUUAAAAACAUAUAAGACUCAAUUUUUGUAAGUCUGGGCAGUUUAUGUGAUGAACAAUUAAUAAAAUAUCACGGACUUUAAUAAACAACAAAUACGCAAUCAAAUUAGAAAAUACCAAGAUGCCACUUAUCUAUGUGAAACUAUAAUUAAUUUUCUUAAUUGCAUAGUUUUUCAAAAACUUCUUAAUCACCUUACAGCACCUUUACCGAUUAGCUUUUUGGAUCCUACAAUACUACACUUGCACAUAAAUAGCAAAAAUUACGAAUUGUGUUUAAAUAUUUUCAUACAAACGUUCUAAGAAAUUACAGUUCACUAUUUGAAUCGAAGGGAUUAAAUAAAAGGCAAAAAAUCAUAUUUUUUUAUUUUAUAACACAUUUUUUACACAAUAUAGGCUUCUUUGUAAUAAUAAACUUAUUAUAUUAAAAUGUACUAUAUAAACCUGAUUAUAAAUUAAUCUAGUUCGCAUAAAAGCAUUAAGAAAUGAAAAAUAUGUAGAAAUACCCUACUUACCUUUACUACUGUGAACUAAAUAAUAUCACUGCAAGCAAACUUGAAAAAGCCACUGCCUUUGUUUAGUGUUCUUAAUUGUUCUAAAACAAUAAUUUUAAUUGCUCUUUUGUUUUAUGAUGGCUAGAUAAGAUUUAGAUUAGAGUACCUAAUUACAGUUGUAUUAACGUAGAUUAUUACUGUUAUUAAUAUGAAUGCUUGACCUUAAAGAUAAUUUAUACCUUCAUGUGACAUACACAGAUCGUAAAAUUUUGCGUACUGUAAUCUAGUUUAAAAAACAGCAGUUUCGAUGUAAAAAAUCACCUAAACCUGUAAAAAUAGUCUUAAGGUUAAUACAGUUGGGUUCAUGCUUUGACUUUUUGCAUACACUUUUUUCGGAUUAACUCAAAAUUGUGGGUUACCCCAACUAGAGAUUAAAAUGGGAUACCCAUAACUAACAAAACAGUCACAGUUAAUUUUAAACCAAAAGAUUCCUAAUCCUGUUUACCGUUUUUGCACUGCUUUUAGGUUUUAAAGUAAGUUAUCUUAUUAUGACAUUUACAAUCAUAAUUUAUAUGGUUUAAGUAAGAUGCGUGAACAGGUCUUUUAAAUUUCUAAUUUUCAUUUUACCUCUUUUAUUUAGUUUUAGAGAUUAAUUGGCUGUGGUCAAGUCAUAAUAUUGUCUAAGCAUUUUAAGUAUUGUUCUUAGUUGGCACUCUUUCUGAAAGGAAAACUUUUAAAAGGCAUUGUAUACUGAAAAAUAACAAGGCGAGCCAGUUUAAUCUUUUAUUUAAUAAAUAAAAAUUAUAUUUUCAAAUUUGAGAAACUUUUUCGUUGCCUUGUAAAAUACUUUUUUUAAAAAAUUGAAAGUAAUUAAAAUGACUCGCCUUGUAGAGGGACUAGAAUAAGUUUUAAUGAAUGUUUAAGAAAUUGUUCUGUUAUUUAUAUUUAUUUAAAUUUUUGUUUUUAGGGCCAAUUUACCUGGCCAUUUUCCUACUGUUUGUGAUAGUCUGUUUAAAAUAAUUUUUGGUUGGUUUUUACAAAAUUUUGCAAUAAACACAUUUUAAGCAAA
This is a messenger RNA of Anthonomus grandis grandis, 4323 nucleotides long. Its product is annotated as major facilitator superfamily domain-containing protein 6. The transcript has 10 exons. The coding region runs from base 256 to 2055 and encodes 599 amino acids. Lineage: Eukaryota; Metazoa; Arthropoda; Insecta; Coleoptera; Curculionidae. Gene Ontology annotation, cellular component: membrane. The record is from RefSeq and is a predicted model, not a curated record.